Messenger RNA from Salvia hispanica, 2085 nucleotides. Its product is annotated as putative serine/threonine-protein kinase PBL21. Gene Ontology annotation, biological process: protein phosphorylation. NCBI's taxonomy places the organism in Eukaryota, Viridiplantae, Streptophyta, Magnoliopsida, Lamiales, Lamiaceae. Gene Ontology annotation, molecular function: protein kinase activity; ATP binding. The record is from RefSeq and is a predicted model, not a curated record.
UGCUUUUAUUGCUCUGCUUUCCCCAAAAGGCCCACAGUCUACACACACUACUAAACAGUUCAUGGGAAAGAAAAAGAUUUGAUUUUUUUAGAGCUAGAAGAGAAAAAGGGGAAGAGAAAGAGCAGGAAAUUAACCGUUGAAGACAGCGCUAGGAAAAGGGGCUGUAGCGUUGAGAGGGGGGAAAGAAGCUAACUUGAUUUUUCUGGGUUUUAUUUGAAUGUGCUUAGUGUAAAGUGGGCUUUGCUAAAUUUUUUGUAAAAAAUUCAGUCUUUUUCACACGCUGAUUAAGAUAUGUGUGUUUGUGUGUGGAUUUUGAAUUGUUAUUGAAGUUUUACAUAGAUCUGUUUAGGGAGAUUUGAGCUUGUGAUGCUUUGUUUCUGGGGAUUUGAGUGGUUGGAUUGUAGGAGGGAAUGUGACAUGCUUCCUCCCUCUCUCUUGCAAUCUCUCUCUCAAUCCUAGUAAUUAUAUUCCGUUUUUUGAUUUUGUUUGCUAUAUGACAGUGUGAUAGCGUCUAUAAUGGAAAUGAGGGAUUGAUUUGGUAUGUAUUAGGUGAAUUCAAUUGGGAUUCUGUUUAUAGAAUUUUUUUUUGGGAAAAAGGGAUUUGAUAGAGGAAAAACAGGAAUUUGGGGUUUUUAAGCUUUAGAGAAGAAGAAAAAGAAGAAGAAAAACAAUGGGCUGCUUUUCUUGCAUAAGUCAUCCCAGUAAGGAUAUGAGGGACUAUAAUGGAGGAGAUAUUGACACUAAUUCAUCGGUUGGUGGGAAGAGAAAGGCGAAUGUGAAUGGCAGUGUGAGUGUGAAGAAGGGAGGUGCCGCGGGGGCAAAGGGCAAGGACGGAAACAACCCCUCUAAGGGCAAUGCUGCUCGUAGCUUCACCUUCAAAGACCUUGCUCUGGCCACUCAGAACUUUAGGGAGGCUAAUCUGAUAGGCGAGGGAGGUUUUGGGAGCGUUUACAAAGGCCGUCUCGAAUCUGGCUUGGUUGUUGCUGUGAAGCAGCUUAAUCUUGAAGGGCUGCAAGGGAAUCAAGAAUUCAUCGUGGAGGUUCUGAUGCUGAGUCUGUUGCACCACCCGAACCUCGUGAACUUGAUCGGUUACUGUACUGAUGGCGACCAGAGGCUCCUUGUUUACGAGUUUAUGCAAAUGGGCAGCUUGGAGAAUCAUCUGUUUGAGCCUACUCAGACGCCGCUGAGUUGGAGCACGAGGUUGAAGAUUGCGGUUGGCGCUGCUCGUGGCCUUGAGUAUCUUCACUGCAAAGCGAAUCCGCCUGUUAUCUACCGUGACCUGAAAUCUUCAAACAUACUUUUGGACAAAGAUUUCAAUGCCAAGCUGUCGGAUUUUGGGCUUGCCAAGCUAGGGCCGGUUGGCGACAACACUCAUGUCUCGACACGAGUGAUGGGGACCUACGGAUAUUGUGCCCCGGAAUAUGCCAUGAGCGGAAAGCUCACCCUAAAAUCCGACAUCUACAGCUUCGGCGUGGUUAUGUUGGAGCUCAUCACCGGACGCAAGGCCAUCGACUGCACCAAAAUCCCGGGAGAGCAGAAUCUUGUUAUUUGGUGUCGGCCUUAUUUGAAGGACCGGAGGAAAUACAUACAAAUGGUGGAUCCUCUACUCGAAGGGCGAUUCUCGACCCGGAGCCUCCACCACGCUGUUGCAAUCACGGCAAUGUGCCUUCAAGAACAAGCCAGCUUCCGCCCGUUGAUCGGGGACAUCGUGUUGGCGCUUGAGUUCCUAGCGUCGCAAGCGGACGAUUCUCGGAGAGGCCGGUCCCACAGCCGGACCUUGUCAUCGCCAUCGCAGGUAGAUAAUAAGGCUGAUUCGAGAAGGCAAGAUCUCGAAGAUCCGUCGGUUUGAAGUUCCGGCCUCGUCCCCUGGCCGGCCGGCGACGUAAAAAACAUGCUUAGAGGUGCUCUUGAUGUUGCCUUCUUUGGCAGCUAAAUACAUAUAGGGGUUUGAUUUGAUCAUCUUUUCAUAGUGUUAUUUUACUGUAAAUAAUUGUUCCUGUUGUUGCUAACACAAUUUUUUUGUUUAAUUUUUUUUGGGAUUUCUUGAGUUUCUCUUGCCAUGAAUAUGUGGUUUUCUUGAGUACA